This is a messenger RNA of Cercopithifilaria johnstoni, 2623 nucleotides long. NCBI's taxonomy places the organism in Eukaryota, Metazoa, Nematoda, Chromadorea, Rhabditida, Onchocercidae. The record is from the annotation of a GenBank genome assembly.
UAAGGAGGGGAACAACUCGUGCUCGCUGCAUCAUGAUAUUCCGAAUUUGAAUCCUUAUGCUCAAGGAAUACUGGAUCAAAUCAAUGAGUUUGCUGCCGAAAAUGAUGCUAUUCGGAAGAAAGUAAUUGAAUGGGGUGCUAUAAAUAAUGAUCUAACAUCAGAAAUUGAACCUAGCGAAACGCCAUCUGCGGAAGAUGAAAGCUCGGAAUGGAAUACGAGGCGCUGUGAACGUGAGAAUGAAAAAUUGGCAGCAUUCUUAGCACAAAAUAAAACUAUUCCUGAUGAUUCAAACGAGGAAGAAUUGGGAGGAAAACUUGCAUUGUUUGAUGCUGUAAAUGGUUCUGGAGAACGAUAUUCCAAUGAACAACUUGAUAAUACCGCACGAAGUAUGGGGGCUUCUGAAAUGUUGAACAUAACAUCAGCAGCUGAUCUUUUGAGCAAGUCUUUGGUACUGACAGAAGAUCUUGGUGAAGUUAAGAAAAAACUUUCGGUUUUGCAGUCUGUUUGCACACGUUUGUUCGAGAAAUUGCGUGGCACGGCUAAUUUUUUGCAGACUCUUCUUGAUGAACUGGGCGCAGGUGAUCGAGGCAGAGAAUUGCUGGCAGAGAUAGAAGCACUUCGCAUCGACCUUGACCACUCACUGGCAACGGCUGUUGAUAUCAGCCGUGAUGUUGAAGCCGCGGAAGAAAGUAUCGGAGAGUUGUCUGCUCAUCUUCAACGUUCGUUAUUAAAUUGUUCUUUUGGUAUAUCAUCGGUACCAUCCAAUGAAAAUCAACAGAAUGCAUCGGCUCUUUCACGAGCUCAUAGAGCCUACAGACAAUUAAACACGGACUUAGCAAACGAAAAGAUGAAAGCAGGUGAAGCUACGGAGCUCAAUGAAAAGUUGCAAGCACAUGUUGCUGACUUGGAAGAAUCAAAGCAGAAACUGACCGAUCAACUGAAUGAAUUGAAGAAAAACUUGGCAGAAAAAGAAAAUGAAAUGAUGUCGUCAAUGAAAGAUAUGGAAACACAGCUUCAGAACAGGAAUCAGCAGUAUGAUGAGCUAUAUGGAAAGGUGCAAGAACUUCAACAAAAAGUUAAGACAAAAGAAACUCUUGUCGCAGAGAGAGAAACCGAAAUGAAACAGCUGAGUGAUCAAAUGAAUGGGAAAUGUCACGAAUUGGAAAUUCAAGUUGCGGAAGUUACUCAGACUCUGAAAAUAAAGAAUGAAUCGAUCAAGAAACUUCUAAUGGACGUUCAAAAUUAUAACGACCAAUUGUUAUCAAGUAACAAUGAACUGGCUCAUUACAGAAAUGAGAUUAUUGGAUUAGAUAACAAAAUGUGUGAAUUGAUUAGUAAUGUAAAAGGAAGUUUGGGAAUUGUUGAGGAGCAGACUAACAAACCGAUUAUAGAAGCGGCAAAUGCGGAAAUAGCAACACUGGCCCAGCUUUCUCAAAUUGGAGCAGAUCUUGAGGAAUUCAGUAAAAUCAGCCAUUAUAUUGCUGAUUUAAGAAAUCAAGUGGUUAAGCUUCAACAGGAUUUAGAUUUAUGUGAAAGAAGUCGUAGUGCCAUUAGUCUAAAAUGUAAUGGAUUAUCCGAUCAGAAUGCUUAUCUUGAAGCAGAGCACAAUGAAACUAAGCAGAAGUUAUUAGCUCUUCAGAAUCAAGUGCAAAUGGAGAAACAAUCGGUUAAAAUGAUGGAAAGAGAUUUGCAACAUCUAAAAUCGGAGAAUAGUUGUGUCAAAGAAAAUAAUGAAAAAUUAACGAAUAUGUUGAUCAAUGUCGAAGCGAAGUAUGAAGAACUGACUUCGAAGCCAAAUCACAGUUCUCUUUCCGAGAAACAACAUUCUGAACGGUAUACAGUGACGAUUGGCACUAUGACUAUCGUGUCUUCGCAUGAUUUUGUUGAAUUAACGAAUAAGGCAAAAAAAAUAUCUUCAUUUGCAAAACGAAUGUAUGCACUUGCAGCGCAAUGGAAUGAUGAAGCUGCAGUUACUCGGGGGAUUUCAUAUAAAUCGGUCGAUCUAGAUGACUUGUACCAUACAUAUGCCCGAAUUUUAAAGGGCUUCUCAGAUGGAGUCAAUGAAAUGCGAGAAAAAAUAAUAACGGAAGAAACCAAGCUGCAGUUAUAUCUUUCCGCAAAUCAACAAAAUUUGCAGCAGACUAAAACUGAAAGUUCAAGAUCAAACAAUGAUGAAUUGGGUAACUCCUCUUUCAUAGGUCUAAGUGGAUCACAAAAUGAAUCAGCUGACCUUAGAACAAUAUUCAAUGCUGCCAAUCAAAUUGUUCAAAAGCUCAAGAUCAUUUCAAGUAGACCUCAUAAGGCAGAAGUGUUAGAAGUGCUGUCGAAUAUGAGGUCUUUACGAUUUCAAAUCGAUUCCCUGCGCAAGCAUUCGCAACACUUUGAGAAAAUUAAAGAAAAUGUUGUUCCGAUGGAAACGCUUCAAUUAGAAAAUGAGCGUUUGCAAUCAGUGCUUACCGAUGCAAAAGCUUUGUUGCAGAGUGCUCAUGAACGAUUGAUUAAACUGCCUAAUUCGAGGGAUAUGUGCGAACAGAUACUGCAUGAAAUGAACGAAAUUAGUAAAGCAAUGAAAGCAACAACGCACGAAGUACACCGUGUAGGAAGCCGCAACAAAAAGUCAUAA